AUGACACCAUCCAUGUUGUGUGUUUUAACAGAUUGUAUGAUUAGAAUAUAUGACACAAGUAGAGAGGAUUUCAAGUUGAUGAAGGUUGUGGCAGCUCGGGAUGUAGGAUGGAGUGUGUUAGAUAUAGCCAUCAGCCCAAAUGGUCAACAGUUUGUCUACUCAAGUUGGUCUGAAUACAUUCACAUAUGUGACAUAUACGGAAAACAAGAUAACCAUGCAGCUUUGUUCCUUUCGCCAGAAGAUCGCCGCUUCUGCAUCUUUUCUUUACGUUUUUCCCAUGAUGGAAAAGAAAUUCUUGGGAGUGCCAAUGACGAGUGUAUAUAUGUUUAUGAUCGAGAAUUGAAUAAAAGAUCAUUAAAGGUUAGAUCCCAUGAAGGUGAUGUAAAUGCUAUCGAUUUUGCAGAUGCAACUUCACAGAUUAUUUUCAGUGGAGGGGAUGACGGCUUAUGUAAGGUUUGGGAUAGACGAACUCUGAACGACGAAUAUCCUCAGCCAGUUGGAAUUUUAGCGGGACAUUUAGAUGGGAUAACUUACAUAGAUCCCAAAGGUGAUGGUCGACACUUGAUCACAAACUCUAAGGAUCAGACUGUAAAGUUGUGGGAUAUGAGAGCAUUCUCGCCUUCAGAAACUGUUAAGUACAAGUCAGGUGACAUAGAACUGUGUAUCAUUAAGUACAAGUCAGGUGACACAGAACUAUGUAUCAUUAAGUACAAGUCAGGUGAAACAGAACUAUGUAUCCUUAAGUACAAGUCAGGUGGCACAGAACUAUGUAUCAUUAAGUACAAGUCAGGUGACAUAGAACUGUGUAUCAUUAAGUACAAGUCAGGUGACACAGAACUAUGUAUCAUUAAGUACAAGUCAGUGGCCAACCAUCGGAAAAAAUUAACUGGUGACACAUCCUUGAUGACCUAUCGUGAACACUCUGUCUUCAAAACUCUCAUCCGAUGCCAUUUCUCUCCAGAUUUUACCACCGGUCAACGGUUUAUCUACACGGGUUGUGAAUCAGGAAGUAUAAUUAUUUAUGAUGUUCUGACUGGUAAGACUGUAAAAAUUUUACCUGGACAUCGAGGAUGUGUACGGGAUGUGUCCUGGCAUCCUUUCCGACAGGAACUGGUCAGCACCUCUUGGGAUGGAACUCUACGACGUUGGACGCACAGCAGGAAACUGGUACUAGAUUCUGAUGAUGACAGAGAAUUUGAGAGGACAGGACAUCUUGGAUUGAGGAGGUCUCGAAGAAUUGCUCAGUUAAGGAGGAAACCCCAGACAAGCUAGUGUAUUGUCUGCAUUGACUCCUAUCUAAAACGAGUCUCGUGGUUUGAUAGGAUAACUCGGAGGCUUCCUAUACAUGACCUUAUCUACUGGCUGAGUUAGUGCUACGAAAAUAUGGUGCAAAUUAAGUGAUUUUAAAUGACAAGUAACACUGGAUGAAUAAUUAGACUAAUAUUUUGAAAUAAUUUUGAAUUUACGUAAGAAAAUUACAAACUGUUCCAUAAACGUAAAUAGUGUUGUGGGUUUUAUAUACAUUUUGAAAUGUGUGUUCUGUAAGAUAACUAGUUUUUGUAGAAAUUAUUUUCAACAAAGACAAGUAUGAUGAUGAAACAAUGUUUUUUAUACUAGAAAUUACUCAUUAUUAUAUAUUAUUUGAAAGAUUUUAAUAUUCUUUCCUUGCUGAAUAUUCCUUCUCAGCAAAGACAGAGAUUUUAUUCAAUCCUGUAGUUUUUGUUCUAGAGUUUAAAUGUACGCAGAAAACAAAGCCUUUACCUUCCUGAUGUUAUGAAUGGAUUUUUUCUGUGUGAUUUUUAUUUUAAAUUUUCCAAUUUUGCUGUGGUACGUAGCUUUAUGUGGAGAACUGUGAGAUAUUAGAUAGACAGGUUAUAGCUGUGACGUCGGCAGACUGAAGAGUUAGGAUUAUGCUGAUGAUAAAACAAUAGAUAAUGUACAAAAUUUCUUACUGUUGUCCUACAGUAAUCUAGUGGUUCAUUGAAAGUUGUAUUUCAGAUGGAAAGUUAUUUCUCUGCUCAUACAAUAAGUUUGAAACUAAGGAAACAAUUAGACCUCCAGAUUCAGGUGCACAAGGUGUUUCUGUCAGUUUAUGUUAAAAUUAAUUUAAAAAGACAAAAGCAAAUGAUAACCUUGUUAGAUUUCUAAUGCCGAAAGUUUUCUAUUCCCAUGUCUUAACUUUCGAUUAUUCGCUAACUGCACUUUCACCGUCAAGUAGAAGGUUCCUGAUUCUCCUUACUUGAUCCUGAGGGUAAAAAAUUAAUAAUAACAGAAGAACACCUCUAGAUUCUAUCUUGAGAUGAAUUAAAUCAUCUGUACAGUCUGUUGGGAAGUGUAGAGGGUAAUGUGAAAUAUAUCUGUAAACAGAUAGGAUGUGAAAAUAUUUGUCAGGCAUGUUGUAGCUGUCGUUAAUACACCGUGUAUUUGUUACAGUUUAAAACAGACUUGUCAGGUAUGUUGUAGCUUUCAUUAAUACACCGUGUAUAUGUUACAGUUUAAACAGACUUGUCAGGCAUGUUGUAGCUGUCAUUAAUACACCGUGUAUUUGUUACAGUUUAAAACAGACUUGUCAGGUAUGUUGUAGCUGUCGUUAAUACACCGUGUAUUUGUUACAGUUUAAAACAGACUUGUCAGGUAUGUUGUAGCUGUCGUUAAUACGCCAUGUAUUUGUUACAGUUUAAAACAGACUUGUCAGGUAUGUUGUAGCUGUCGUUAAUACACCGUGUAUUUGUUACAGUAGGAAACAGACUUGUCAGGUAUGUUGUA
This is a messenger RNA of Limulus polyphemus (Atlantic horseshoe crab), 2766 nucleotides long. Its product is annotated as LEC14B protein-like. The record is from RefSeq and is a predicted model, not a curated record. Lineage: Eukaryota; Metazoa; Arthropoda; Merostomata; Xiphosura; Limulidae. Gene Ontology annotation, cellular component: Cul4-RING E3 ubiquitin ligase complex. The transcript has 11 exons. Gene Ontology annotation, biological process: proteasome-mediated ubiquitin-dependent protein catabolic process. Gene Ontology annotation, molecular function: protein binding. The coding region runs from base 1 to 1272 and encodes 423 amino acids.